UUUUCAAAAUGGCGGAUCAGUUUAAAGAUCCUUCUACUGUAGUGAAACAAGCACGGCUCUUACAGGAUCCUGACUUCAAAGAAUUCUGCGCCAGAGUUCUUGGAAUUUUGCAGAGUCCUGAUCGGGGCAAUGAGUGUCUAAAUACUUUAAGGCGACUGUAUCUGUUGUUGGCUGCCACUAGACAAAGGAGAAGCUUGUCAAGUCAAUUAAUUAAUGAGCUACAAAGUGUUGCUGGUGAACCUCAACAAGGCCCCAAAAGAUUACGCCUCCUGUGCUGUGCUAUAUUGCGUGAGGUAACUCCAACAAGUCAGCUUGUUAUUUCUAAUGUGGAACCACCAGUGGAGCAGAAGAAUAUACCAAUGAUAUUACCCUUGGUGUGGGUUCAGGGCCAGGAGCGAGGCUUUUGGACAAACUACAUUCCACAACUUAUGCAAUGGUUGACAAAACCUGGGGUCCCUGUGGAAUUGCAAACAUUGUCUCUUGGUUCUCUUCAAUUAUUAAUAAACGCAGAUGAUAGUUUGAUAUCGCAAGAUGAUGCUGGAGCAGUGAGUCCUCAAAUGGCCAAUUGGCUGAAGAAUGCAAGCACAGUAUCAGCUCCAAACCCUUACCAGAGACAGUUAUUUGGAGGAGGAAAGUCAAAGGGGUACCAACUUGUUACAGAGGUUGAUGGAACAUCAUCAAGAUACUUUUUUACAGUCUUGAGUAUUGCACAGUACUGUUUUCCUGACCAAAUCUUAAACAUUUACAACUUUUCCAUGUUGCGAUCAUGGCUUCAGCACCUCAAGUUUACAAAUACCAUCUCAAAUUCUAAUUCUCCAAGGGGUGGUGCAUCACCACUGAUCUUUUCAACUGCCUCAAAUUCAGGCUCUGUGGAGAAUCUCAGUCAGCCAGGUUAUUGUUCCAGCUCACCCUCUCAAAAUGUUCUGAACCAAAGUAACUCAAGUAUGGACAAUGUCUCCAUAGAUUCGCAGUCAUCCACUGGUUUUAUUAUUCCUUUGUCCCGAUCUUCUCCACAAGGUUCUGAGAACCAGUCAAUGAGUCAAUUCCCUAUGCCUGGCUCAUCCCUGACCAUCCCUACAGAUGACCAGUCAUUGUCAAGUGGUAGUGAUUCUAGACCCCAGACUCCAUUAAGUUUUUCCCAUGAUCCUGAAGAGCAUGGUACCAAGGACCAGGCUCAGCAAGCAUCAAAGAGAGGAAAACAUAAAAGAAGUAUGUCAACUCUAAGUUUCUCAAAAUUAUUCCCUUCAAGUCUUCAUGGAGUGAAAAGUGGCGAACAAGAACUGAAAGAGAGGGCCUGUGAAUACUGCUUGAGGCUCCUGGAACAAAGUGAAAGAAAACCAAGCAAGCAACAGGAUGCCAUGUUAAUUGAAGCUUGUCUGGUUGAAGUUAUCUACAAUUUGGAUGUUCUAUGCUCAACAGACAAGUCUUUGAUUCCCAAACUUAUAGAGAUCAUUAGGAGACUUUAUGCUCGAGUUACCUCUGAUUUCAACAGAUGGAAAAGAGUAUUGAUUCCAGUGGUACAAUUCCUUCUUAAUCAUGGUGAGACAGUUGUUUUUGAUCCUGAACCUGCCUGUCAGACUCUGCUGGGUCCAGUGUUGAGUUCCUAUUAUGCAAAUUCUUCUCUGUCAUUUGACAUUGUAUUCUUCUGCUUGGAAAACCUGAGGAAACUCUGUAUUUCAACCAACAUUCUUCCAAAAUAUUUUCCAAACUUGUUUAAGAUCUUGGCCUGGCAUCCCCGCACAUACAUAAAGGAAUUUAUGGAAAUGCUUCCAGCAAUGCUGAACGAGAACACAGCUGUUGAGAUGUUUCACACACUACUGGAUUUGCCCUGUUUGUCUGCUGCUCUGUGUACAUCAUGGGCUACAAAAGCGAGAGCAAACAGUGGAGAUAAGAUGGUGUUCAGUCAGUGUUCUGUUGAUUAUUUUUUGGAGCCGGAAUACAAACCUCUGUUUAGUUUUAUCAUGAGACUUGAAGCUGGACAGGGUGACACUAUAGAUAAACUUUCAACACUUCACCAUUUGUUACAAGACAGACUGGAACAACCUCGUGUUGUUGUAUCCGCUCAAAUUGCUCCGGUUUUAUUAAAUGUGAUGUUUUCGACCAUCCUGGAAGAGGCAGACGAAGAGACAGCUAGCCGAAUGGUCCCGGUUAUGUUGGAGAGAAUCGGCCUUCUUUAUCAUGUCAAAAAUUAUCGUAAAGAGAUUCACGAGUUGCUCUCAGAGAGAUUGGUACAGUUGUUUCAAAAAUACCCAAGCCUGAUUGUCAGGUUUCAACAGGACAUCAUGGAGUUCGUCAGCGGCCUUAAGAACCUUGGGCCGUCCAAAGAGAACUUCUUCGUUCACUUGGUUUGGGUGAUUGGCGAGUUUGCAUCGUCUUCACAUGAAGGUGGAUGUACAGUGCUACAUAUCGUCCAAUAUUUUGAGGCACUUGAAGCUUUGACGUAUGAAGUUUUAGGGCAGAGCGGACCACGGAAGGUGUCGUUUAGCGGAAGACUUGUCUCAGUUUUAAUGACAACACUUGCCAAGCUUGCUUCAAGGUGUCAGGAUGUAAUGCAGAGAGCUAUUUUAUGCUUGAGCAAAGUAGUACGGCAAAAACCUGAGCUUCUUUCAGACCCAGACUGCUACCCAGAUCUUCUAUUACGAGCGCAAGAACUUAUCAAUCUUCUUAAACUACCCAAUGUGGCACCUGUGAUCCUGAGCCCGGAUGCAGAAGUUUACAGCGGAAGGUGGCACAGAGACCGAAACGCUUCUAUACCUCUUCUGUUACGAACCUGUGACACCAUUCUCUCCUCGUAAAUUGAAGACUAGCAUACGAACGCAUGGCUUUCAUAGCUAGAAGUAGAAGGUUGACUAUAAGAAAUAUGCGAGCGUUAAAAUAGUUAUGGAAACUUAGUAAAGUUUUUCCCGAUAAAUAGUUUUUUUUUUUAAGAAUUCAGUAGAGGGCUUACAAAGUUCAUAAACUGAUCUUGGAAUUGUGUAAUCCAAAUAUGACAACACAUUACCUGA
Messenger RNA from Stylophora pistillata, 3005 nucleotides. RefSeq names its product AP-5 complex subunit zeta-1. Gene Ontology annotation, cellular component: AP-5 adaptor complex. The record is from RefSeq and is a predicted model, not a curated record. Lineage: Eukaryota; Metazoa; Cnidaria; Anthozoa; Scleractinia; Pocilloporidae.